AUGAAGGCGGGCACAUCAGUGGAGCUCGGGUUCCGUAAACCCGGUAAGGACGCCGGAGGCCCGGGGACGCUGGGAGGCUGUCCCGGACCGGAGGACGCUGGUGCAACAUGGCACCCCACCCGCACCCCCGCACCUGGGGCUCCUAGAGAGGGGGCCCUGGGCCGGAAAGGAGGCGGCCGGGAGCUCUCCGUGAACGCGAGCCCCUGGCGGGAGGCUCACAGGCAGGCUGGUGGGAGAGGCCCCCCUGCUUUGUGGGGUGUCCUCGCGAGUUUGGAGGCGGGCUUCCCAUCGGAGGAGGAAUCUGGGUGGGGGGCGUAUGUGGCCCGUGAGGUGACACAAAGCCAGGGGCUGUGGUGUCAGAAGCCAGACGUUUGUCGGUUCCUGAGCGCAGAGAGGGAGCGGGGAGCGGCCGGCCAACGCCGCCGGGAUGGGCAGCACCAAGGCCGCGGCCGGACAGACGCGUCCCAGCGGCGGGAGGGGCGGGCGCCGCGCCGGGUGGGAGGCGCUUGGGGUCGGGACAGGACGCGGGACCCGCUGGGGGAACCCGGCCCCCGAGCUGUGAGAGGGAGAUGCCUGAGCGCGUCUGCGCACGGACGGGACGAAGCGCGUUCCCGUGCCGGCGCGGGGCUGCGGCAGCACCGGGAGGGGGUUCUUCCACCGAACAAGGAAUUUAGACACCAGUAACGCUUGAACAAGAGAAGGGUGGCUAUAAACGUGAGGCUGCUCACUAGUCUCACUCUCCAUAUUGAAGAGAGACAGAAAUCACGGAGAAUCAUAAAAUAAAUAAAGGUGCCCCCUGAGAACUGCAGCCCUCUUGGCACACAGCUCCUUGCGAACCCCCACACAGGACAGCCAGGCUCCAGCGCGGCUCCCAGCGGCGUGACGCCCAGAGCCUAGGAUGACCCGGCCCCCGGGAAAAUGCCUGCCUGAGAAAUCUCAGUGCUGCCAGAAUUUACUAUGAGUUCUAGCCAACACUCAAGGAUAGGCCCCUGACCUCCCUUUCUAAAGAGUGUUUACUAGGAAAGGCUUAUCAUCGUGAAUCCUACCCUGCGCCUUUCAGGUGGGUGUGCAUCUCCCACAACCCAGGAGUGCCUUUCUCAAGAAGUCGUUCCUUUGAAAUGGAAUCAUCCAGGAAGGGCCUGUCUCCCAGUCUCUGCGGCGAAUAGGAACCCUGACAUCGAUCACUGCCAGACACGGCUGGCCUAAUGACCUCCACACGGACCAGCCCUUUGUGAUUUUUCACUUGAGCCCCCCCCACAAGCCCCUCCCCGCUCCCUCAUUCUCCCUUUAAAAUGCCCAUCCCCACUGCACAAAUCAGAGGGGAACUCAGCAUUUCCUGCUGUCAGUAGUGGCUGCAUAAAACCUGGUCUCACCGCCUUAACUAAUGUCCAGUUGUGUUUAUCUUUGACAGUCCAUAGAAUGGAAUAGUAUAUAAACUUUAAAGAAGAAGGUGCUAUAUGGAAAACACAGAGUAGUGCCUGGAACAUACUAAGUGUAUUAACUAUUAUUAACAUUUUCAUCUGCUGGGGAAAAGAAUUCAUUGUGAGUCUAUACAUUUUGCUGUAGACUUAAUAUUAAUGUAUCUUAUGCUUUUAACUGCUUGAUUAAAAAAGGUUUUAAAAAAUGGAGAAUGGGUUAAAACUAUCUUCACACAUAAAAUGUUAUCCAAGAUAUAUGUUCAGGUGAAACAGAAUGCAUAAUGUAAUCAUAUGUGUGUACACAUACACAGUAUCCUAAAAUGUAAAAUCUAUCAUAUACUACUUAUCACUCUAGUAUUGGGAAAAAGUUAAAUGUUCCAAGGACUUCUAUAUUUCUGGGAAGAUCUUGGCAUAUUUUUACUAAUUUUACAAGUGUGCAUUACCUCUCUUAAAAAUUGUUGUAACCUGUCCAUUCAGCAUUUGUAAUCAGCCCCGUCAGGCUUGCCUUUCAGUUCCCCUUCUCACCACCAGAGGGCAGGAGGCGUGGCCCAGGGUCCUCACCACCACCUCCCCAGCAUUUGGGCCUCCUCACGCUCUACUACUUGGAUAUAAUACCCAAUCCUGAUCCCACUGUACUGUAAAUAGAGCACUGUGUUUCUUGACGUGCUCUCCCAGCAUAGCCCAGUUCUAAAAGCCUUUAAAGGAAAUUAAACUCUGCAGGAUGAAAGAAACUAACUAGUUGGUUGCGUUUCUCCAACUUAAUAGUCAUGGGCUCUUCAAAG
Manis pentadactyla (Chinese pangolin) is the source of this 2200-nucleotide messenger RNA. RefSeq lists its product as uncharacterized. The transcript has 3 exons. The record is from RefSeq and is a predicted model, not a curated record. NCBI's taxonomy places the organism in Eukaryota, Metazoa, Chordata, Mammalia, Pholidota, Manidae. The coding region runs from base 1 to 684 and encodes 227 amino acids.